This is a messenger RNA of Salvelinus namaycush (lake trout), 2088 nucleotides long. Its product is annotated as cadherin-13-like. The record is from RefSeq and is a predicted model, not a curated record. Gene Ontology annotation, biological process: cell-cell junction assembly; calcium-dependent cell-cell adhesion; cell morphogenesis. Gene Ontology annotation, molecular function: calcium ion binding; cadherin binding. Gene Ontology annotation, cellular component: adherens junction; plasma membrane; catenin complex. NCBI's taxonomy places the organism in Eukaryota, Metazoa, Chordata, Actinopteri, Salmoniformes, Salmonidae. The transcript has 16 exons.
AUGCAUUGCAAUGUGAACCAUGUAUUUCUAGAUGAAAGACUGAAUGAUGACUUGUUAUUUGAUGACUGUGUGGGGAACGAGGGCAUGGCGUUCGAGGUGUCCCACCCAGACUUCCAAGUUGAUGAGGAGAUGAACCUGGUGGCCAGACGGGACGUGAUUGACAGCGGCACCGUCAUGUUCAUCCAUGGUGUCAAUGAGCAUGCUGAGGAUAUGGCACAGGUGGACAUUGUAGGAGCUCUACCCCGUCAUGAAAACUCCAAAGAGGCACUGAAAGUACCUCUGGGUCUUCCUUUCCUGUAGCGAUCAAAGAGAGCCCUGUUCGCCCCCCGCAUGCAUGUCAGUGAGAACAUGGAGCCGCCAUUCCCGAAAGUCAUUGGCACGGUGAUGUCGUCAGGCAUGGAGGAUGACCACAUCUUCCAUAUGACUGGGUCGGGUGCAGAUCAGGACCCAAAGGGGGUGUUCACCAUCAACAGGCUGACUGGAGAGGUGUCUGUUAGCCAAGAGCUGGACAGAGAGGCCAUCAAUUCCUACAUGCUGGAGGUGUCUGUGACAGACCUGAAUGGGAAGCUGGUGGAGGGUCCUGUAACCCUGCUGGUGGACGUCAACGACCAGAAUGACAACAGGCCCAUCUUCAAGGAGACCCGCUACGCUGGGGAGGUGCUGGAGGGCUCACCUACAGGAACCGUGGUGAUGACGAUGACAGCGGAGGAUGCUGAUGACCCCAGGUUGCAGAACGCGGUGCUGCGCUACAACAUUGUGAGGCAGUCGCCCGACAAACCCUCACCCAACAUGUUCUACAUCAACCCAGAGAGCGGCAACAUUGUCACUGUCAUCUCCCCCACGCUGCUGGACAGAGAGACACUCCCCACUACGCAGUAUGAGCUGGAGAUCGUAGCCCAGGACAUGAAGGGAAGAGACGUGGGACUAACAGGAACAUCCACGGCAACCAUCACCAUCACAGACAAGAACGACCAUGCCCCAGAGUUCACCCACUCACUGUUCCAGGCCAAUGUGGAUGAGGGCUCCACAGGGGUGGUGGUCAACCUGACUGUGGACGACAGAGAUGACCCUGCGACGGGGGCGUGGCGAGCCGUCUACUCCAUCAUCAACGGUGACCCCACCCAGAGCUUUGAGAUCCAAACCAACCCUGACAACAAUGAGGGCAUGCUUUCCCUCAUCAAGCCUCUAGACUAUGAGAGCUUAGUGUUCCACACGCUGCUGAUCAAGGUGGAGAACGAGGACCCCCUGGUGCCAGAUGUGGGCUACGGCUCCAGUUCUACAGCCACCGUACACAUCACCAUCCUGGAUGUGAACGAAGGACCCGUCUUCUUCCCCGACCCCCUCCAGGUAACCAAGAUGGAGAACGUACCCCUGGGAAGCUUCGUGGCCUUACUCAAUGCCACCGACCCAGACGUCCUCCAAUCACAGAGCAUCAGGUUUGCAGUUCUGAGAGACCCGGCUAACUGGCUUAGUGUGAACCCGGUUAGAGGUACGGUCAACACCUCUGCCAAUCUGGACAGAGAGUCGCCUUACGUUCAAGACAACAAAUACACUGCCAUCUUCAUGGCCACAGACAACGGUAGCCCACCAGCCACUGGUACUGGCACUCUGGUCAUCCACCUGGAGGACUACAAUGACAAUGCUCCCUACGUUCACCCAUCUGUGGUACGGGUGUGUGAAGACGCCAAGGACAGUGUGGUGAUAGUGGGGGGACGGGACAGGGACAUCCACCCCAACACUGGGCCCUUCAAGAUCGAGCUGGGGAAACAGCCAGGGCUGGAGAAGACGUGGAAGGUCUCCAGGGUCAACAACACACAUGCUCAGAUCAUGCUGCUACAGAAUAUGAAGAGGGCCAACUACCAGUUGCCUCUGGUGGUGACAGACUCUGGACUGCCUCCGCUCUCCAACAGCACCGAGGUCAAGGUCCAGGUGUGCACCUGUAAGAAAAACAGAAUGGACUGCAGUGGUGCUGGCUCUGAACGCUCCAACCUGAUGUUGCUGCUGGGACUAGUCCUGCUCUCCCUACUCUUGUUUGUCUCAGAGGCCGAGAUGAGCUCUGUGGGAUUUUAUAAGCGGCUAGAGAUCUGA